Molecule: messenger RNA, 729 nt
Organism: Trichomycterus rosablanca
Lineage: Eukaryota; Metazoa; Chordata; Actinopteri; Siluriformes; Trichomycteridae
Gene: cabp7b
Product: calcium binding protein 7b
Exons: 6
Coding region: 1-642 (213 amino acids)
Cellular component (GO): trans-Golgi network membrane
Molecular function (GO): calcium ion binding
Source: RefSeq, a predicted model, not a curated record
AUGCCCGUGCGCGCAGUGCCCUCCAGGUUCAUGUACAGGGGACUCUGCUCGGUGCCAGACAUCCUCUCUUACAGGACUCCCGUCAGCCUCCCCGAGGAUGAAGUUGAGGAGAUCCGAGAGGCCUUUGAAGUGUUUGACCGUGAUGGGAAUGGCUUUAUCUCAAAGCAGGAGCUGGGUGUGGCCAUGAGAUCUCUGGGUUAUAUGCCCAACGAGGUGGAACUGGAGGUCAUCAUUAAGAGACUGGAUAUGGACGGUGACGGCCAGGUCGGCUUUGAGGAGUUUGUAACGCUGCUCGGCCCUAAGCUGUCAUCAGUUGGCAUGCCUGACAAGUUUCACGGAGCAGACUUUGAUUCUAUAUUUUGGAAGUGCGAUAUGCAGACGCUGACGGUGGAAGAGCUGAAGAGACUGCUGUACGAAACGUUCUGCGAUCACCUGACGAUGAAAGACAUAGAGAACAUCAUCAUGACAGAGGAAAGCCAUCUGAACACCGCCGAGUGUCAAGUUGAUAUUGACACAGGCUCGAUGCAACAAGUCAAGCACACGUGUGUGCGAAAGAGCUUGAUUUGUGCCUUUGCCAUCGCAUUCAUCAUCAGCGUCAUGCUAAUCGCAGCCAAUCAGAUGCUUCGAAGAGGGAUGAAGUGAAUAAGUGAAUCUCAUCUCCAGCUUUAGGCCAGAGGCUUUUAAAAGAACACCAAGAUAAGGAUGCUCGGUCAGAGAGAGAAACAUUGC